AUGGUUACUGAUAUAUGUAGAAAAGAACCGUACUUGGGAAUGAACCCACUGGAGGCUGCAGUGUGCAUGGCAGCACUGGAAGGUGCAGUGGUUUCUAGCAUGGAAAAUUCUUUUGGGAGUUUGGACCUAUUUUGGAUUCAAACAACUCCAAUGAGCAUUGGAAUUCAAGCAAACGGAAACAGCAUAGAACAUAUUAUCCCUAAAAAUACUACGUUGCAGGCAGAAAGAAGCGUGUUGUUCAAAACAGUUCACGAUAAUCAACCAGGGGCACUAAUUAUCGUCUACGAGGGCGAUGAGAAAGAAAUUGAAAAUAACCAUACCUUACGGUAUUUUAAGAUCACAGGGAUAACUCCAGCUCGAAAAGGUGCUCGGGUUAUUGAAGUGUGCAUGAGAAUUUGUGCUUUGAAUGUUCUGACAGUUUCCGCGGGGUUACUCUUCUCUUCUGCUCCUGCUAUGCAAGUAUUGAUGCCAAUGGAGCAUCAUGGGCAUCGCUGGUGA
Molecule: messenger RNA, 498 nt
Organism: Fraxinus pennsylvanica
Lineage: Eukaryota; Viridiplantae; Streptophyta; Magnoliopsida; Lamiales; Oleaceae
Source: the annotation of a GenBank genome assembly